AGCCCGAAGGAAUAAAACAACAAUAUAGUAAAGGAACAUUCAUUUGCGCUACUGAAAAAGGUAAAAGAUAAAGAAGGCUUCCUGAAUAUGGGAUGAGGGAAGAUUAUUUUGUUUAAUAAAUAAAACAAAACUAACAUAGGGAUUGUUUUCUUUGAACAUAAUGUGUAACGCUGAUCACCUUUGCUACUUUUCCUUACUAGGAAACUACAGCGAGAUGAUUGAUUUAGCUCUUCCACCUGAGAUCAUUCCUGGAUCCGUACUUCCAAAGAUAUCGAUUGUUGGUAAGCAUUACAAAUGAAUACAAGUUUUGACAAGUUUACAAUGUCAGUAAUAUCUCAUUCAAACAAAUGAACGACUUAUUGCUGCGAUCAAUUUCAAGUUGGUACUAAUUUCUUAUGAAUUUUCUUAAUGCUUUGCCAAAACAUAUUACUUCCCCUUCAAAUUUUCCGUCGGAUUCAUGUCGUAUACGAAGUAGUACAUAUCUCUUCCAAUCUUUCUUUCUAGGCGAUAUAAUGGGUCCAGCUCUGACAAAUCUGGAUGGACUGCUGGCAAUGCCCUACGGUUGUGGUGAACAAAAUAUGGCUAAGUUUGCUCCAAAUAUUUACGUUUUGGAUUAUCUUACAAGCACAAAUCAGCUUACAAAGGAAAUAAAGGACGAUGCGAUAUGGUAUAUUAAAUCUGGUAAGUUUUAA
Messenger RNA from Paramuricea clavata, 692 nucleotides. NCBI's taxonomy places the organism in Eukaryota, Metazoa, Cnidaria, Anthozoa, Malacalcyonacea, Plexauridae. The record is from the annotation of a GenBank genome assembly.